This is a messenger RNA of Achroia grisella, 2460 nucleotides long. RefSeq names its product repetitive organellar protein-like. The coding region runs from base 160 to 2319 and encodes 719 amino acids. The record is from RefSeq and is a predicted model, not a curated record. NCBI's taxonomy places the organism in Eukaryota, Metazoa, Arthropoda, Insecta, Lepidoptera, Pyralidae. The transcript has 6 exons.
CCGUCACACAUUAAUACAAAACAAACUAUAAAACCGUUAACCCUAUUGUUUACCUACCUCUAAUUUUUCAAAUUACCUUUUACACCUACUGUAUUUCGUUUAUUAUUAAUAAUAUAAUUAUAAGGAAUAUUCUUAAUUUUGCACUUACGUAGUAUAAUUAUGUUCUCGAAAGCAAAACGUUUUGAACCACCUGCACUUCAAAAAAGUCAGUCGACUGCAAAUGCACAAAAAAAGCAUGAUAAUGAGAAACUCAAACCAGUUAAAACGCCUGUACACACUGUUCCUGUCAAGCCAAAAAGCUCUACCUCUGUAAAAGCACCAGAUUCACAAUCCCAAUGCAGCUCAACGCGAAGUGUUACAUCAUUUGUCACACCAAAGCCAAAGUCAUCAGUUUUAGUACCAAAUAAUAAUAGAAAACCUUUUGGAUCUUCUACAAAGAGUAACUGCAACAAAAAUGAUUAUAAAGCAAAAGAUGAGAUUAUUAAGACACAGGAGGUUGAAAUCAGAAACAAGGAUCACACUAUAGCCGAAUAUAAUAAACAAAUUGAAGACUUAAAAAAUAAAAUUGGUAUCUUACAAAAACAAUCUAAAGAACUAUCAAAAUACUCUAAAGCUUUUGAUAAUUUGGACAUAAAAUUCUCUCAGAUAACUUUGUAUGAAGAAGGAAGUUCGAGAAGUGAAAAGAGUAAAUUUGAUACAACUGAUUAUAACAGUUUAAUUAUUGACUUAAAACAGAAAAUAUAUGAAUUGGAACUUCAGUGUGACAGACUAGAUCAAGAAGUUAGUAGUAAGCAAGUAGAAUUAUCAUCUCUCGAAGAAGUCAUUGCCAUCAGGGAUAGUUUGUGUAAAGAUUUGCAAGAGAAAUUGACUAAUAUGGAGAAUUCCUUAGAUGAAAAUCGUCAGAGACUUGAAAUGGUUAAGGGGCAUCAUGCUCUAGCUUUGGAAGCAAAUGAAAGUAUCAGAAGGGAAUAUAAAGCAGAACUUGAGACUCUAAAGAGUAAAGCAGAAGAGGAAAAACAGUCAAUUAUAAGUAAAAGCAAGUCAGAACAAGAAAGUAUUAAAUCAAAAUAUAAUGAAUGGAUUGAAUCUAUCAAAAAUCAAUUGAUGAAAGAGAAAGACGAAGCAGUUUUUGAACUUCAACAAAAACUUACCACAAGUGAUCGUGAAAUGAAAGCUAAACUUGAACAAAUCAAUGAAGCUACACAUGAAAAACUAAGAUUAUGUGAGAUUCAAUUUGAAGAACGUACCAGAAACAUACAAGAAGAGUGGUUACAACAAAAAUCCAAAGUAAUUUAUUUGGAAAAGGAAAUAAAAGAUCUAAAGUAUAAUUUAAAUCAUGCUGAAGACCAAAGUGAAAUUUUACAGAAGGAAAUCACCAAUUUGAAAAAUGAAAAUGAUUUGUUAAAAGUGGAUAAAAUAAACAUAAUGAAAGAAGCUGAUGAACUUAAAGAAGAAACUAAGAAGAAAGUUAUUAAUUUUGAAAAUGAAAUAAAUAGGCUUACAGUGGAAGUUGACAGAGCAGCUAAAGAAAAAAAGAAAUAUGAAAUGUCUUUGUCAGUCACAAGAGAUAUAGUACAAGUUUUAACAAUGCGCUUAAGAGAUACUGAUAAUGAAUUGGAACUGUUGGAGGGCAAAGUUCAGACUUUGUCAAGUUCUAAGGAAUUGCUUGAUAAUGAACUUACUAAGUACAAAACUAAACUUAACAACACAAUUUUAGAAUGCAGUGAGUACAAAGAGGCAUUAGUAAACAUAUUGAAAUCUAAAGCUGCACUUGCCAAGGAACAUAAUCGUAUUAUGGAACACAAUGUAUCUUUAAUAGAAAGUUUGCAAAAUGUUGAAAUAGAGGCUUACAGAGAACUUGGUUCUAUAAAAAAUGAACUUAUAGAAGAUGUGGAAUUGUUAAAAAAAGAAUCCAAUUCUCAAAUCCAAAUGCUUCGUGAUGAAGUGGAGAAGAAGCGAGAACUAUGUAGAUUGGCACAAGAGCAUGCAGAUCAAGCUACAACAGCGGCAGAACAAUCUCGUUCUUUAUUAGGUCAAGCUGCUGCAGAGAUUACCCGGCUAGAAACUGAAAACCAACGCUAUCAGCAACAGAUUCAAGACCAACAAUCGCUAGUAGUUGAGUUGUCUCUGCUACGUCAGGAAAAUGAAGAACUUACCAUGAGUAUGGCGAAACAGUCUUCAUUAUUCGAUAAAAUGAAGAAAGAUAUGGAACAAAAUCAGCCACAACCAAAGUCGCCGUCAGUAAUAAGAAAAACAAAUAAAGUGGGCAAAGAGAAUAUGCAGUCUAUUCUCUCGCCUUUGAGAGAACGUAAUCACUAAUUUAAGAAUUGCUAAGCUUAUAAUCGGGUUAUUUUCACUGUUAUACAUAAACGUAACAUUUAAUUUAUUGUUUAAUUUAUUAAUCUUUUAAUGUUAUUGACAAACAAAAUUGUGAAUUUUUUAUGUUAGUGAUCGUUGUGU